AUGGGAAGCCGGCCCACGGAGGGGCUCUCCAGAACUACAUCCGCAGUCCAUACCAGGCCUCCUGCCUCAGUUUCCCUGGCCACCCGGGUUGGCCCUGCAGGGAGCAGGAGUCUUGCUGGUGGCCACCAGGGUCCAGGAGCUCCGCGGGAGGCCCUAGGUGUGCAGCAGGACCAGCUGUGGCGGGAACUCGUGGAGGCGGAGGGGCGAGGCCAGAGGCGCUGGGCUGAGAAUUGGAGUUUCCUGAAAGAUUAUGAUCCAAUGGGCAAUAAGAAGGAGCCUGAAAAGCUGCCUGUGGACCUACCCCUCUUCUCUGACACAUUCCCCAGCUCAACAAGCCGAGUGAGUGCAUUGGUCAGUGACAACCAUGCAAUGCAACCCAUCACCUCAUUUCCAACACAGACUGGCACAUGGCUGGGAAUCAGCUGACCUUGACUGCCAGCAUCAGGCUAGGGGUAGAUCCCAUCCACAUGUCUCCAUUCUCUUGGACCAACAGGCUCCUGGGACACAGGUUUCUCCCAGACUAUCACCAGAGCACUAAGGUCUAGCAGGAGUCUCCUGCGUGCAGUGUCUGCUGCACUCUGCAGCCUACCUGUGUGGUCAGGGGCCCUCUCCAGACCCAACCUGCCCACCUUCCGCCCUCCACCACAUUUGCAGGCUCUCCAGAAGGGUGCCUGCUUCUGACCUUCCCUGUUCCACCCAUGGAGCCAAGGAAGUAGAGGUGGAGGGGCACUACACAAAGACCUGAUGCCAGCCUCUUGUGUCCUUUGGGUCAGAACAGGGGAGGCUGGAUAGGCCGUGCAGCCUCCAGACCCAGGCAUGAAGAGAUGAUAACAAACAUCCACAGCAGCACUGGAAAAAACUAAGAAGAUUCAUCUAAAAUAGACAGCCAGUGCAGCUCAGAGUUUUAGGCUGGUCUAUGCCAGAAGUCCAGCAGGGACUAGAUUCAAGAGUGUAGAGCCGCAACAAAGCAGGAAGGCACCCUUCACUUUUGACUGCUGCUUCUCUCUGCUCUGUGGCAGAAGUGGCCUCUACUUCAGGUGAUAAGGAAUGACCACCAGCCAUGGAGGUGCAAAGUGAACCUGAGGCAUCUUCCUGGGCUGGAAAUGAUGAGGUGGUAUAAAAGGACACAAGCCUGAAGGGGUGCCCACUGGCCAAAUUUAGGACAAUGUGGACAUCGAAAUGAAGAACAAUAAGAGGCCAAACCUGACGACCUAUGGCUGCCCUCUCCCCGAUGGUCACAUCAAUGUCCACCAAUUCCAAUUAACAACAAAGAGUCAGCAGUUUAUACCAAUGAUUUGCUUUGUGGUUUUCUGAAAUGAUGUCACUCUAGCCUAGGCUUCACCUCAAGCCCAUAAACUUCCAACUUCAGUGUCCUGAGUAUUGGGACUACAGUCCUGUACCACUGUGCCCAGCACCAAUAACUUAAAAUUUUUCAAGUACUAAAGAACUCUCCUUUGAGAACUAUAGAUAGAAUAAAUGAGAACAGAAAAAAUCACCAUUGUAUGCGCAACACAGUAAUAACUGAUUUAAGUAUGCUAAUAAAUGUCUUGGUAAUGACUGAUUUAAGUAUGAAUUAAUAAAGGUCAAAGAUUUUUAGGGAACAGUAAAGGCCAAAUUCUAGAAGCUUCUGUUUUAAUCAGCUUCUUAAAGUCAACCCCAGGACAGUUGGCACAGUGUCCCCUAAAAGGACACUUCAGGGGUAUCACCUGCAUUACCCAAGGAGCCCUCCUGCCAAACAGAUAAUAGGGAGUAAGGGUAACCCGAGAGGCCUCAGGGAAGAACAGAGAUGUUCUGCCAUAUCGUUGGCCUUGAUUCUUUCAAAAUAUUACUGUCAUGAAAGACAAAGGGAGGUGGAGGCAGUGACCCAGGUUAAAGGCAGUACAGACUGUGACCUUGAUUCAAGCCCAAGAGACUACAGAGACCACUGUAGAGAGUAAAUAUCAGAUGAUGGAGAGACUAUGAGGCAAUAGAACUGCAUCGGCCCUGUAGUACAGAGUAGGGUGAUCAUCUGUGGUUAUGUAGAAUGCAGCUUCCCAGACUGUGGCUCUGACCCCAUGUGGGGUGUCCUAGUUAGCUGUGACUGU
Messenger RNA from Nannospalax galili (Upper Galilee mountains blind mole rat), 2084 nucleotides. RefSeq names its product chromosome unknown C2orf50 homolog (gene Cimip5). NCBI's taxonomy places the organism in Eukaryota, Metazoa, Chordata, Mammalia, Rodentia, Spalacidae. The record is from RefSeq and is a predicted model, not a curated record. Bases 1 to 426 code for a protein of 141 amino acids. The transcript is spliced from 4 exons.